Molecule: messenger RNA, 2917 nt
Organism: Entelurus aequoreus (snake pipefish)
Lineage: Eukaryota; Metazoa; Chordata; Actinopteri; Syngnathiformes; Syngnathidae
Gene: msh2
Product: mutS homolog 2 (E. coli)
Exons: 16
Coding region: 49-2847 (932 amino acids)
Biological process (GO): somatic recombination of immunoglobulin genes involved in immune response; mismatch repair; mitotic recombination
Cellular component (GO): MutSalpha complex; nucleus
Molecular function (GO): mismatched DNA binding; ATP-dependent DNA damage sensor activity; ATP binding
Source: RefSeq, a predicted model, not a curated record
CCCAACGUCACUUCCUGUUUGGAGGCGCGCGUGGCGGGAGAUUCCAACAUGGCGGUGCAGCCUAAGCAGAACCUGUCUAUGGACAGCGCGGCCGAACACGGCUUCUUAAACUUCUUUUUCUCCAUGCCGGAAAAGCCGGACACCACUUUCAGAAUAUUCGACCGGAACGAGUACUACACGGUCCACGGCAAAGACGCCGUGUUCGCGGCGAAGGAGGUUUUCAAGACGAACGGCGUCAUCAAGCACUUGGGCUCCGGAAGUCGUAAGUUGGAGAGCGUGGUCCUCAGCAAGCUGAACUUUGAGGCGUUUGUGAGAGAUCUGCUUCUGGUGAGGCAGUACCGGGUCGAGGUGUACAAGAACCAAAGCAAGAGCAGCAAGGAGCACGACUGGAGGAUUGAGUUCAAGGCCUCUCCGGGAAACCUGACCCAGUUUGAGGAGAUUCUCUUUGGCGGUGGAAACGGAGCAGAAGGCUGCGCCGGUGUCGUGGCCGCUCGCGUGGCCACCGGCGCAGACGGGCAGCGCGUGGUGGGCGUGGGCUACGUGGACGCCGCUCAAAGGACCAUGGGCGUGUGCGAGUUCCCGGACAACGAGAUCUUCUCCAACCUGGAGUCCCUGCUAGUACAGAUCAGCCCGAAAGAGUGUCUCCUUGCUCAGGGGGACGGCAAUGCGGAUGGAAGCAAGCUGCGGGAGAUCGUGCAGCGUGGUGGCGUGCUGGUCUCAGACAGGAAGCGAGCCGAGUUCAGCAGCAAGGACGUGGUCCAGGACCUCAACAGGCUGCUGAGAGCUAAAAGAGGAGAGACGAAAGCCAGCAACACUCUCCCAGAGCUGGAUAAACAAGUGGCCAUGUCCUGCUUGGCAGCCGUGGUGCGUUACCUGGAGCUGCUGUCCGACGAGUCCAACUUUGACUCCUUCAGUCUGACCCCGCUGGACCUGGGCCAGUACAUGAGGCUGGACAAUGCCGCUGUGAGGGCGCUCAACCUCUUCCAGGGUGCGCCCGACGACACCAGCGGGGCUCACUCAUUGGCCGGUCUGCUUAACAAGUGCCGCACGCCUCAGGGCCAGCGGCUUAUCAACCAAUGGAUCAAACAGCCGCUCUUGGACAGAACCAAAAUAGAGGAGAGGCUAGACCUGGUGGAGAGUUUUGUGUGCGACUCGGAGCUGAGGCAGACCUGUCAGGAGGACUUGCUGCGCCGCUUCCCCGAUCUCCAGCGCCUUGCCAAGAAGUUCCACCGCCACAGCGCCACCUUGCAGGAUUGUUACCGCGUGCACCAGGCCGUCAGCCACCUUCCUGCCCUCUUCGCCGCGCUGGAAAGAUAUUCAGGCAGCUACCGGGUCCUGUUGGAGGCCGUCUUUAUCUCCCCCCUCAGAGAUCUGCAGGGCGACUUCACCAAGUACCAGGAGAUGAUCGAGACCACGCUGGACAUGAACCAGGUUGAACACCAUGAGUUCCUGGUGAAGGCGUCCUUCGAUCCUGUGCUGAGUGAGCUGCGAGACAAGAUGGAUGCCCUAGAGAAGAGCAUGCAGGGUGUGUUGAACAGUGCUGCCAGAGAGCUAGGUUUGGACGCGGGUAAGACGGUGAAGUUGGAGUCGAGCGGCGUGCUGGGCUUCUACCUGCGCGUCACUUGCAAGGAGCAGAAGAGCCUGAGGAACAACAAGAAGUUCACCACGCUGGAUGUGCAGAAGAACGGCGUGCGCUUCACUAACAGCAAGCUGAGCUCUCUCAACGAGGACUACACCCGCAGCAGGGAGGAGUACGAGGAGGCCCAGAACGCCAUCGUCAAAGAGAUUAUCAACAUCGCCUCGGGCUACGUGGACCCUCUGCACUCGCUGGGUGACACGGUGGCUCUGCUGGACGCCGUAGUCAGCUUCGCCGUGGUGUCCGUCUCGGCCCCCGUGCCCUACGUGCGACCCCGCCUGCUGACGGACGACGGGCCCCGGCGCCUGGAGCUGCGGCAAGCGCGGCACCCCUGCAUGGAGGCGGACGCCGACACCUGCUUCAUUCCCAACGAUGUCUCCUUCGUGCAGGGAGAGAAGAGCUUCUUCAUCAUUACAGGACCAAAUAUGGGUGGGAAGUCGACGUUCAUCCGCCAGGUGGGCGUAAUUGCUCUGAUGGCUCAAAUCGGCUGCUUCGUGCCAUGCGAGGAGGCGGAGCUCAGCGUGAUUGACAGCGUCCUGGCCAGGGUGGGAGCAGGGGACAGCCAGGUUAAGGGCGUGUCCACCUUCAUGUCCGAGAUGCUAGAGACCGCCGCCAUCUUGCGUUCGGCGACAGAGAAGUCGCUGGUCAUCAUCGACGAACUUGGCCGAGGCACGUCCACGUACGACGGCUUCGGCCUGGCGUGGGCCAUCAGCGAGCAUGUGGCCGCCAAGAUCGGCUGCUUCUGCCUGUUCGCCACGCACUUCCACGAGCUGACGGCGCUGGAGGCGCAGCAGGCUGCCGUACGCAACCUACACGUGACGGCCCUGACCUCCCACGACACCCUCACCAUGUUGUACCGCGUCCAGCCAGGCGUGUGUGACCAGAGUUUCGGGAUCCACGUGGCUGAGUUGGCGUGCUUCCCGCCGGCGGUGGUCGCCAUGGCCAAGUUGAAGGCGGAGGAGCUGGAGGAGUUUCAGGAAGUGUGUGAGCAGCAGGGGGAGGAGCCAGACGCCAAGAGACGCCGCAGCGACAAACAAGUGGGAGAGAGCUUGAUCCAGGACUUCCUGGAGGAAGCCAAGUGUCUCCCCGUCACCGCCAUGACGGAGGAAGAGGUCAAAGGCCAGCUGAGGAAGAUGAAGGAGGCGCUACUCACCAAAAAGAACGCGUACGUCUCGGAGCUGCUGUCACGCUCACUUCCUGUCAAAGAUUAACUUUUCUUACCGACGAGCUCGUCUUACACUGAGUUGUACAGUUUUUCAAUAAAGCUUUUUGUUUUCUAAA